Messenger RNA from Metarhizium album ARSEF 1941, 705 nucleotides. RefSeq names its product Pyridoxal phosphate-dependent decarboxylase. Lineage: Eukaryota; Fungi; Ascomycota; Sordariomycetes; Hypocreales; Clavicipitaceae. Gene Ontology annotation, cellular component: cytoplasm. Gene Ontology annotation, biological process: carboxylic acid metabolic process. The transcript has a single exon. Gene Ontology annotation, molecular function: carboxy-lyase activity; pyridoxal phosphate binding. Bases 1 to 705 code for a protein of 234 amino acids. The record is from RefSeq and is a predicted model, not a curated record.
AUGUGGCUGCACGUCGACGGCUCCUGGGGCGGCGCCGUCUGCUUCUCCGCCCGCCACGCCCACCGCCUCGACGGCUGCGCGCUCGCCGACUCCGUCACCCUCACCCCGCACAAGAUGCUCGGCGUGCCCAUGACCUGCUCCUUCCUGCUGACCGGCGACCUGCGCGCCUUCCGCGCCGCCAACGCCCUCCGCGCCGGCUACCUCUUCCACGGGCCCGAGAGCCCCGACGACGUCUGGGACCUCGCCGACCUGACAAUGCAGUGCGGCCGGCGCGGCGACGCCCUCAAGCUCGCCCUCUCCUGGGUCUACUACGGCGCCCGCGGCUUCGAGCGCGCCGUCGACCACGCCUUCGACAUGGCCCUCCGCCUGACCGCCCUCGUCCGCGCCGACCCCUGCUUCGAGCUCGUCUCCCCCGACCCGCCGCCCUGUCUGCAGGUCUGCUUCUACUACGCGCCUGGCCGUCGCGCCGCCGCCGCCGCCGCCCCCGACGAGAACACGGCCCGCACGAGGGCGAUGGUGCAGCGGCUGGUGGCUCGCGGCUUCAUGGUCGACUUUGCGCCCGGCCCCCGCGGCUCCAUGUUCAGAGUCGUCGUCAACUGCCAGACGCUGUGCGGCACCGUCGACGGGCUCUUCGCCGCCUUGCAAGACGUCGGGCGCGAGGUUUGCGGCGCCGACGACACCGAGCUCUCCCCGCGCACCGGGUAG